Emiliania huxleyi CCMP1516 is the source of this 661-nucleotide messenger RNA. RefSeq lists its product as hypothetical. NCBI's taxonomy places the organism in Eukaryota, Haptophyta, Isochrysidales, Noelaerhabdaceae. The coding region runs from base 7 to 453 and encodes 148 amino acids. The transcript has 2 exons. The record is from RefSeq and is a predicted model, not a curated record.
GUCACAAUGCUGCGGACCGCCCUCUCGCGCUCGUCGGUCGCCCGCUCGGCCGCCUCGCGCGGGCUGCCCCGCGCCGCGGCGCCGCGGCUCGCUCGCGGCCUCGCCUCCGACGCGGACGGCGAGGACGGCGUCCACGUCGACAUGGUGGCACGCAUGUGGUCGUGCAAGGUCAAGGACGACCCGGGCGCGUACCAGAUGGACCUCGUCUUUGACAGCUUCAUUGACAAGGCCUCGCAGGUGGAGGGCGUGGUCGGCGCGUCGCGGCUGCUGUGCAAGUCGUACUGGGACUACAAGCUGAUCCUAAAGUUCGAGGAGACGGGCGCGCUCAAGAGGUACCUGGCCGAGAAUGGCGAGCACGAUGCGCUGAUGAGGGAGUACCUGCCCCAGAUCGAGAAGCUCACCAUAGACGGAAAGGUGCACCAGCAGAGCUUUGUUUACGACGACAUCGAGUGAGUGCCUCCCGCCUGGCGCCGCGGCGUACGUGGCGCGCAGGGCGUCCAGGAGCAGGUCGAGAAUUCGCACUGCAGCGCGCCCGCAGGCGCGUCCAUUCGGAGAGUAGCGCCGCCGCUGCGUCUAGGGCCGGGGCUGGCCAUCGCUCCAUUCUCUCCCUCGCGUGAGCGCACCAUAAUGGGUUUUUCUUGUGCAGAUGGCUACAUUGCCC